Molecule: messenger RNA, 1914 nt
Organism: Crotalus tigris (Tiger rattlesnake)
Lineage: Eukaryota; Metazoa; Chordata; Lepidosauria; Squamata; Viperidae
Gene: RAB11B
Product: RAB11B, member RAS oncogene family
Exons: 5
Coding region: 132-788 (218 amino acids)
Biological process (GO): constitutive secretory pathway; regulated exocytosis
Cellular component (GO): recycling endosome
Molecular function (GO): GTPase activity; GTP binding
Source: RefSeq, a predicted model, not a curated record
CAACUCCGCGCCGGCCCCGCCCUUCGCCUGCCUGAGGGGAGCCUGUCAGGGCCGGCGCGGAUCGCUCCGGCCGCCCGCCGCCCGCCCGCCUUGCCUGCCUUCCGCCCGAGCGGGACGGGGCCAGCGCCGCCAUGGGCACCCGCGACGACGAGUACGACUAUCUCUUCAAAGUGGUGCUGAUUGGAGACUCCGGCGUGGGGAAGAGUAACCUCUUAUCCCGUUUCACACGGAACGAAUUCAACCUGGAGAGCAAAAGCACCAUCGGGGUGGAGUUUGCCACCAGAAGCAUCCAGGUAGACGGGAAGACGAUAAAGGCCCAGAUCUGGGACACGGCAGGCCAGGAGCGCUAUCGCGCCAUCACCUCUGCCUACUACCGCGGUGCUGUGGGGGCCCUUCUGGUGUAUGACAUUGCCAAGCACCUGACCUACGAGAACGUUGAGCGCUGGCUGAAGGAGCUGCGGGACCACGCAGACAACAAUAUUGUCAUCAUGCUGGUGGGGAACAAGAGCGAUUUGCGUCACCUGAGAGCCGUGCCGACGGAUGAAGCCCGCGCUUUCGCAGAAAAGAACAACCUCUCCUUCAUUGAAACUUCGGCACUUGACUCAACAAACGUCGAAGAAGCCUUCAAGAACAUCCUGACAGAGAUUUAUCGCAUUGUGUCCCAGAAGCAGAUUGCAGACCGGUCUGCCCACGACGAGUCUCCAGGGAACAACGUGGUGGACAUCAGCGUGCCUCCCACCACCGACGGACAGAAAUCCAGUAAACUCCAGUGCUGCCAGAACCUGUGACCUCCUUCGGCCGUUGCUGCCCGUCCUCCUCCUCCUCUUCCUCCUCCUCGCUCUGCCCUUCAGCCGGAGACACACGUGCGCACUUCCUGGGCCCCGCCCUCUUUCCUCCCUUCCGUUUUAGGGCGUCCUCAAAGGGCUGACCUGCCCUUCCCUGAGACUGGGGGUGAAUGUAAUGCUGGGGGAGAGGGGAGGGGGGGUCUUCGAAAUGCCACAUCGAGCCUGGCAACGUUUUCUCGUGUGUGCGGGCGUGCUCACGCGUGCCUCACGUAGAAGAACGGAAAGGAUGCGUGCUUAAGGGAGCGUUGUGCGGGCUUUAUUUUAUUUUAUUUUAUUUUGGGGGGAGGGGGGGAGAUUGCCAUUCAGACUGCUUUGCAGGGACGAAAGAACUCUCAAGCCAAGGAAACCACUUUGCGGGCGGCCUUGUGUCUCGUUGGCGUGUGCAAACCCCUGCACACUCACACCUGGAAACGCAUUGCUGGCGCUGCCACCCGGUCACUUUCCCCCUCUCUCUUUGGCCCUCUUUCCGGUCUCGUGCAAGUGGGUUUGGGGGGGGGGUGUAGCUUUCCUCAUUUUCUCUCUCCUCUCCCCCCCUGCUUCCACUUUGGGACAGUGAAGUGUGUCUGUGCGUGCUGAUCUGGGCCUUCACGCCAGCCGCCACCAGAGCCUUGCGCGCCCCCCCCCUGAGAACUGGCUCCGAUUGGUCACUCUGGCAUGACACUAAGCAAUUUAAUACAGGAAGGGCCAGCUGACCCAGGCUUCCUUGGGUCCCUUUUCGCCGUAGGAAUGCUUCCUCCUGUGUCUCUGAGAUUCCAUCCCUGCAUGUCGCUUUCGUCUCCUCCAGCUAGUCCCUACCUCUCUCCCCCUCGCCGUCGGAUUGAGUGUGUGAAGCAAUAUUUUUCAUGCCCUGUACAUCACUUGCACUGGCCAAGGUGGUUCGGAGGAAUCGUGGUAGAGAAGCAAAUACUUGAUAGCUCCCUUCUUUUUUUAAUGAUAGUUGAGCAUCUUAGAUUUUGGUAUUAGCGUCCUUUGCUGCUUAUUUCUUAUCACCCUAAUAUUCUCUCUCUCUCUCUCUCUCUCUCUCUCUCUCUCUCUCUCUCUCUCUCUCUCUCUCUCUCUCUCUCUCUCU